This is a messenger RNA of Nylanderia fulva, 2026 nucleotides long. Its product is annotated as putative serine protease K12H4.7. Gene Ontology annotation, biological process: proteolysis. Gene Ontology annotation, molecular function: dipeptidyl-peptidase activity; serine-type exopeptidase activity. NCBI's taxonomy places the organism in Eukaryota, Metazoa, Arthropoda, Insecta, Hymenoptera, Formicidae. The record is from RefSeq and is a predicted model, not a curated record.
AACAAACCAAGAACUUUGUCGGCGGCGGCCGAUCAAACGCUUUAUCAAAUGCUUCUGUUUGCCGUGAUAAAUAUUUAAUCGGCCGCAAGAGAUAAAAUUAUUUGGCAUUCGCCAGCCAGAGAAGUUCACGAGAGAGAGAGAGAAAAAGAGACUCCAACUUCCCUUAUCACGAGUUCCAUUAACUGAACAGCUGAUCGAACUGGAUUGAGCUAACCAAAGUUAUCGCGGAAAAUCACGCGGAUUUCUUUCACAGACAAUUAAAAUAAUUAUGUUCCUCACAUGUUGAUCUGUCAUAUGAUCGCUCACGGGACAACUCAUCAUAUGUAAUUUGCAUAUAUUUACAAUAUCAACUGCCUGCGCUGCAAAGUCACGCCAAGUUCAUUACAAGGAAUAUUUCAAACUGUUGGCAGCAGAGUGUCCAACUUUUAAAAUCUUAUCUUUAUUGUUACAAGUGAUCUGAAAUUGCUUCCAUACGGAGAAGAAUAAUAAUUCAAAUGCAUCAUAAUAUGCAGCUUCUACUGUUAUUAUCAAUUAUUUUAAAUAUCAUAAACAUCAGUACAGCAGGGCGUAUUUUCUUAAGAGGUCGGAGCAAAUAUGGUAAUUUAGGAGAGCCAAUUUUAUCUUCUGAAAGAUAUGUGCUUCCAGAGGAACAGUGGUUCACACAAUAUUUAGAUCAUUUUAACCCAAGUGAUGCUCGUGUUUGGAAACAGAAAUAUUAUGUCAACUCCAAUUUUUAUAAACCAAAUGGACCCAUGUUUUUAAUGAUUGGAGCUGAAGGUGCAGCAAAUGCCACAUGGAUGGUAGAAGGUCAAUGGGUUGAAUAUGCUAAAGAAUUUGGGGCAAUGUGUUUUUAUUUAGAACAUCGUUUUUAUGGAAAAAGUCACCCUACUCAGGAUCUUAGUGUAAAGAAUUUGGUAUAUUUAAGCUCACAGCAGGCAUUAGCAGACUUAGCAUACUUUAUUACAAGUGUUAAUAUUGGAUACAAAUUUCCAAAUAACACAAAAUGGAUUGUAUUUGGAGGAUCAUAUGGUGGAUCUCUAGCUGCUUGGAUGCGCGCUAAAUAUCCCCAUUUAGUACAUGGAGCUGUAUCUAGUAGUGGACCAUUGUUAGCACAGGUUGACUUUCAAGAAUAUUUUGUUGUUGUUGCAAAUGCUCUGAAAGAUUAUUCUCAAAAUUGUGUUGACACAAUAGCAGAAGCUACCAAGCAAUUAAAUAUAUUGUUACAUCAUAUUGUUGGUCAACAGCAAAUAGAGAAAAAAUUCAAAUUAUGCAAUCCAAUUGAUCCUGGGCAUACAAAAAAAGUGGACAUUUCUAAUCUAUAUGAAACAUUAGCAGAUAACUUUGCUGGCGUUGUACAAUAUAAUAAAGACAAUCGUCGAAGCUCUCCAUCUGCUAACAUCACUAUUGAAACUGUAUGUAACGUAUUAGUAGAUGAAAAGAUAGGAAAACCUAUUGAUAGACUCGCUUAUAUAAACAACAUGAUAUUAAAUGCUACUAAGGAGAAAUGUUUGGAUUAUCGAUACAGUAAAAUGAUUCGUGAGCUUCGAAAUGUUACUUGGGCUAGUGAGCAAGCAGAAGGAGGACGUCAAUGGAUGUAUCAGACUUGUACAGAAUUUGGAUUCUUCCAAACUUCAACUGCACAGCCUACUUUAUUCAGUGAUACCUUUCCAGUAAACUUUUUUGGACAGCAAUGCAUCGAUAUUUUCGGGCCUAGAUACGAUAUAGAUUUAGUUAAAUCUGCUGUCUUCCGAACGAAUAUUUUUUAUGGCGCGUUAAAUCUACAAGUGUCAAACGUAGUAUUUGUACACGGUUCUGUCGAUCCUUGGCAUGUGCUAGGCAUUAUAAACUCCUCUAAUCCGCAAGCACCUGCUAUUUAUAUUAAUGGCACUGCACAUUGUGCAGAUAUGUAUCCUUCAUCAGAAAAUGAUAUGCCUCAAUUGAAGGAAGCCAGAAUACAAAUAAGAAGUUUAAUCAAACAAUGGUUAAAAAAUGAUUAAAAAUUUAUAUCAUAUAUUAUACACAUAUU